AUGAUUCUCAGUAAAAUAUCAAGAAUAUCUACAUUUAACUCAUUAAGAAAUUUAAUUAAAACUUGUAAUUUACAUGUUAAUGUAAAUACUAAUGAAGGUUCAGUAACUUCAGAUUCAGAAAAGGGUUAUCCGAUUGUUGAUCACUGCUAUGACGUGGUAAUCGUAGGCGCUGGUGGAGCAGGAUUACGAGCUGCUAUUGGUCUAGGAUGUAAAGGAUAUCGAAUAGCAGUAGUAACUAAGCUCUUUCCAACACGAUCUCAUACUGUAGCAGCUCAAGGAGGAAUAAACGCUGCUAUCAGUAAUGUUGAACCAGAUGAUUGGCUUUAUCAUAUGUAUGAUACUGUUAAGGGAUCAGAUUGGCUUGGAGAUCAAGAUGCAAUUCAUUAUCUAACACGAGAAGCUCCAACAGCUGUUUUUGAAUUAGAAAAUUAUGGUUGUCCUUUCAGUCGAACUAAAGAAGGGAAAAUUUAUCAAAGAGCUUUUGGUGGUCAAUCUUUGAGAUUUGGAAAAGGUGGACAAGCUCAUAGAACUUGUGCAGUAUCUGAUAGAACAGGUCAUGCAAUUCUCCAUACUCUCUAUGGUCAAAGUCUUCGUUAUGAUGUUGAUUAUUUUAUUGAAUUUUUUGCAAUUGAUCUUCUUAUACAUGAAAGAUCAUGCAGAGGUGUGAUAGCUUGGGAAUUGGAAUCUGGAUUGAUUCAUCGAUUCAGAGCUCAUCAUACAGUUCUAGCUACUGGAGGAGCAGGAAGAUGCUUUUUUUCUUGCACUGGUGCUCAUGCAUGUACUGGUGAUGGUGCUGGAAUGGUAUCAAGAGCUGGUUUACCUUUGCAAGACUUGGAAUUUGUACAAUUCCAUCCUACAGGGAUUUAUGGGAGUGGGAUUUUAAUCACUGAAGGUAGUCGUGGAGAAGGUGGAUUACUUGUAAAUUCAAAGGGGGAAUUUUUUAUGGAAAGAUACGCACCAAAAGCCAAAGACUUGGCAUCAAGAGAUGUUGUAUCAAAGGCAAUUACUAUUGAAAUUCUUGAAGGAAGAGGAGUUGGUAAAAAAAAAGAUCAUGUCAAUCUCCAACUUUCUCAUUUACCAACUGAAACAAUAAGAACAAAAUUACCCGGAAUUGCACAUUUAGCUUGGGUUUUCGCUGGAGUUGAUUGUGAAAAAGAACCUAUUCCUGUUAUUCCUACAGUUCAUUAUAACAUGGGUGGUAUUCCCACAAAUUGGCGUUGUCAAGUUUUGACAAGAGAAAAUGAAGCUGAUCUUAUUGUUGAAGGUCUUUGGGCAGUAGGAGAAGCUGCUUGUAUGUCAAUUCAUGGGGCCAAUCGUUUAGGAGCUAAUAGCUUAUUAGAAACAGUAGUAUUUGGCAAAGCAGUUGCUGAACAUAUUAUCAAUAUUUCAAAACCUGGAGAAAAACAUCCUAAAAUUGUUCCUGAAAUAGAACAAGAAAUCAUCAAUAGAUUUAAUGAUACUCGUAAUGCUAAAGGGGAAAUAUCAGUUGCUGCUUUACGAGAAGAGAUGCAAAUGACUAUGCAAAAAUACUGCGGAGUCUUUAGAACAUGUACAGUCUUACAGAAAGGUUGUCGUGAAAUCCAAAGGCUUUAUAAAAAAUCAUUACCUGAUUUGAAGAUGCCUGAUAAGUCUCUUAUCUGGAACACUGAGUUAGUCGAAGCAUUGGAACUUCAGAAUAUGAUGAUUUUCAACCUUCAUACGGUUUAUGCAGCAGAAAAUAGAAGAGAGACUAGAGGAGCUCAUGCACGAGAUGAUUAUCCAGAUCGAAUAGAUGAGUUUGAUUAUAAACAACCGUUGGAAGGUCAAAUAAGAAAACCUUUAAGUGAACAUUGGCGCAAACAUACUCUCACAUGGGCUCUUAAAGACGGUUCUAUUUGCAUUUCUUAUCGACCGGUCAUCGACACGACUUUGGACGAGACAGAAGCUCAACAUGUGCCUCCUUCGAUACGUGUUUAUUGAUUAAUUAUGUAUCUAAAAAAGACAAUGCUUAUUGAUUCAAUAAUGAUUUAGCUGACAAA
Chelonus insularis is the source of this 2018-nucleotide messenger RNA. Its product is annotated as succinate dehydrogenase [ubiquinone] flavoprotein subunit, mitochondrial-like. Bases 1 to 1959 code for a protein of 652 amino acids. Gene Ontology annotation, molecular function: flavin adenine dinucleotide binding; succinate dehydrogenase (quinone) activity; electron transfer activity. The record is from RefSeq and is a predicted model, not a curated record. NCBI's taxonomy places the organism in Eukaryota, Metazoa, Arthropoda, Insecta, Hymenoptera, Braconidae. The transcript is spliced from 9 exons. Gene Ontology annotation, biological process: tricarboxylic acid cycle; mitochondrial electron transport, succinate to ubiquinone.